AUGGUUUCUAUUGACCCCGGCGGGACACUGAAGAUAGUCUGCUCCAACUGCAGCACCACAUACCUGAGUAAAUCAUAUCGUUGUACAGACUACAGCGAAGUAGAGGACUGGCAGACGGGUAUCGGCAGUACAACAUUUACCGCUGACCCAGGGAUGGAAGAUUUUUACAUCAGCUACGACAAUUGCUGUUGGAUUACUCUUAAUAAUGGCGGUUGGACGCGUUACGACGCUCUAGCCCACGUAGACCUCAAUCCCUACAACGGUGUGAUCAACUCCUCCCCAAACACUUCGAUGUCGACAAUUCGUGUGCAGCAUGGAUGCUCGCAAGAAUUACACAUUCCAGGAACGGAAACCUGUGUCUUGGCCCUCGGUUCAUCCUUGUCGAUUGGGUGGUAUGCCGUUACAAUUAACGUGGAGGACUUCGCCUCAGCAUCCUCAACGACACCCAAGAGCAGUGUUCCUCUUCAGUUCCUGAUCCAAGUUUACUACAGCCCCGACCCCUGCUCCGAUAAGCCAUCAUUCGUAGCCCCGACACCGGAGGACGGUGCGUGUUAUGGGAUCGCACCGGGAAUGGAGUUGAGCUUUCCAAUCCGAGCAGCACGCGGCAUCACUGCUGAGAUAGUCCUGUUUCAAAAAGUCUCGCCUUCAAACUUGGAAACCUCUGCAAUCUCCUAUUUCAACAAUUCUGCCGGACCGGAUGAAUAUUUUACGACAGUGACAUGGACACCGACUGAGAGUCAAAUAGGCCGACAUGUGGUGUGCUUCUCCGCCUUAGACGAAAACAGCCGCACCAGUCCUACGAGAUGUGUAAACCUCAGAGUGGAAGAUGAUGCCCCUACGGCAAUUCGGGCUUCACUUGAUCCAUCAGAGUCAGAUCUGUGGCGUCUCGAGUUGAUGUUUAGUCAUAACGUUAGCCUGCCCACAAGCUCGGCCUUCGUCAGGAUCUACCUGAAUGGUAGUCUGGUCUACUCGGUUGAUGUGUCUCUGUUGUCAAACGCCAGCUUGAUCGCCAAAGAAGACACAUUCCAGAUCUUCCUUCCCUCGGCCAAUCUGACGAUGGGGCAGUCCUAUUACGUAAUGUUGGACGGUGGCGUCGCGGUUGGACCAGAGCCAUGCCCGAUAUCGUCCAAGGCUAUGGUUAUCGGUACGAAAGGGGAAAAGUAUCGUCAAUCAUGGAUCCUCAACACAAGGAUGAACGAAUCAUCUGAGCCAAGUUGUGUACAAAGUGCACGGAACGUCUACAUGCGUGAUAUGCCGCGUCCGCGCAAAGAGCAACGCAUAGAACAUGUAGAACAAUACGCGCACAUUGAAUCCCCGACCUAUAGGAAAUCUCGUUGA
This is a messenger RNA of Patiria miniata (bat star), 1338 nucleotides long. RefSeq lists its product as uncharacterized. Lineage: Eukaryota; Metazoa; Echinodermata; Asteroidea; Valvatida; Asterinidae. The record is from RefSeq and is a predicted model, not a curated record. The transcript is spliced from 8 exons. Bases 1 to 1338 code for a protein of 445 amino acids.